AUUGAAAAAUUGAAAAAAAUUCAAAUUUUAAGAGCUUGUAACAAAAAUUAAGAAACUUGCAAUAAAAUUUUGAUCACAAGAGUUUGCAAGUGUGGCAAUUUAUGGUUAUUGAGGUACCACCAAGAGUGAGCAUCCUUCUUAUACUUGUCAUAGAGAGUGAAAACACUUUGACCACUAGAGGCUACAAAAUUAUUAAACUCACUAGUAAUUACAUCAUCCAUAUCAAGAUUAGGGAAGAAUUUAGCAAGUUCUUGCCUUCACACUUUCAAACGUCUAUAUCUCUAUAUGGUAGUGCCCUUAGCAGCACAAGAAAGGUCUUAUCCAUAGUUUUAAAACUCUCCGACUCGCCUCGGACUCGCCACGGACUCGCGAAUCCUUUGGCGCCGCGAGUCGACUCGCCUAGGACUCGCGUGGCGAGUCCAGGCGAGUCCCUGCCUCGGACUCGCGAGUCUUUCGCUCGGACUCGCGAGUCUUUCAUAGGGACUCGCGGGCCCAGAAAAACGCGCCCGUGAGGGUUAAAAACGAGUUUUUUUUUAAUUUUUUGACUUCAUUUUGGUUUUUUUUUGGCUGGAGCAGGUUAGAAGGGUUUGGAGGAGUAGAGGGAAGAAGGAAAAAUCAGCAAGAGAGAUCUAGGUAAGGAUUUUUCUCUUUCUUUUUUUUUUUCAUUUGAAUCAUUUCAUUGUUUUGAAACUGAAAAAAAUCUUGAAAAACAAGGGGAUAUGCUGCCAAAUUUUUUUCUAUUUUCUUUCCUAAGUUAUUUCCUCUUUUUUUUUUCUUGUUUUUGAAUGCUAUUUUUCCCAAAUGAUUCAUUGUCAUUUAUUUUGUUGAUUUUCCAUAAAACCCUGCUGAUUUUUUUUUUUCAUGUUAAAUCAGCAAUGGCAAGUUCAACUCCAAGGGCAACCCCAAGGUCAGGAAGACAAAGAGAUAAAGCUUGGAAAUAUGGGAUUGCAGGAAGCAAAAAGGGGGAGGUCACUUGCACCGAAUGCACAAGAUGGAUGACUGGUGGAAUCAAUAGAUUAAAAUACCACCUUGCACAAAUACCUGGAUAUGGUGUGGAGGCAUGCCCCAAAUCAACUCCUGAAAUUAUUAGAGAGAUGAAGGCCAUUCUUGCUGAGAAUGAUAUGCAUAAGGAAGAAAGGCAAAAAACAAGAGAAGCCAUGGCAGCUGCAAUGAAUCCCACAUUGUCCACUUCGGGUCCCAUUGGUCACAGUCGGGGUCGUCAGUCACUUUCAUCUUUUGGUGACAAUGAGGGUGAGGCUAGUGGCACUCCUGUUAGAUCAGACCCUAAUUUUUUUGUACCACGCAAUGUUCCAGGUGCACAACCUUCACUUGAAGGUACAGGAUGGAAUAGAGAGAAGCAUGAACAAGCACGGAUAGCAGCUUCAAACUUUUGGUUUUACAAUAAUCUAUCUUUCAAUGCAGCAAACAAUGUGUAUUGGGAAAGUUUUGUUAAUGCAUGUACAGUGGCGGGUAAGGGGUUUAAGGCCCCAACAAGUCAUGACUUCAGUGGGCUAUUGCUAGAGAAAGCUGUGAAAAAUACAGAAGGUGUGGUUGAUGAUCAGAAAAGGUAUUGGAAGAGAAAAGGAUGCAGCAUUUUAUCUGAUGGAUGGACAGAUGGACGGAAUAGGACUCUUCUCAACUUCUUGGUGGCUUCAAAUGGUGCAAUGGUAUUCAUAAAGUCUGUUGAUGCCUCAAAUGAAAUAAAAAAUGCAGAGACUUUGUGUAAUCUGUUGGAUGGUGUGGUUUGGGAAGUUGGAGUUGAGAAUGUUGUCCAAAUUAUCACGGACAACGCAGCUGCAUAUGUAUCUGCAGGUAGAAUGCUUAUGCAGAGGCAUCCUUCGAUUACAUGGAGUCCUUGUGCUGCACAUUGCUUGGACUUGGUGCUAGAGGACAUUGGGAAGAUUGGAUGGGUGAAGAAGGUGGUUGAAGAUGCAAAAAGUUUCACCAAAUUCAUCUACAACCAUACUUGGGUGCUUGCUUUGAUGAGAAAACACACAAAUGGCAAGGACCUUGUGCGACCUGGAGUGACACGAUUUGCUAGCCACUUCAUCACUUUGCAGAGCAUUCUUAGUGCCAUUCCUCAUCAUAAGCAGAUGUUUGUGUCAGAUGCUUGGUUGGGGUCUGCAUACUCCAAAAGACUUGAAGCAGAGAAGAUUGUGACCAUUGUUUUUGAUGAAGGGUUCAAUAAAAGUGGUGAGGAGUUGACUGCGGUAAGUAACAAACACAAAAGUAAAGUUUAUACAAUCUUGUCUAUUUGCUGAUUUUAUUUUUUAGGGGUUGAUUUUGUACUAAUUUAAAAUUUGUUUUAAUUUUUUUAGGUGACAGAACCUUUGGUGAGGGUUCUUCAUAUGGUGGAUGGAGAGGGCAUGCCAAUGGGUUUCAUUUAUGAGGCCAUGGAUAGGGCCAAAGAGGCCAUUUCACAUUACUAUCGUGGAAAUGCAAGAAAAUGUGAAAUCUUUUGGCGCAUCAUUGAUCGUAGGUGGACAAACCAACUCCACCAACCGAUACAUGCCUUCGCCUACUUUUUGAACUCGAAAUUCUACUUCUCUGAUUCAUUUAGGGCUGAUGAGGAGGUCAUGGCAGGUGUUAUUACAUGCAUUGAUAAGAUGACACCUGAUCCUGAGUUGAGAGACAAGGUUCUUGAUGAGUUGGAGAUCUACAAAAGUGCAGAGGGGAGACUCUUCUCAUCACAACUAGCAAUUGAUAGGAGAGGAAAACAACAACCAGGUAAAACAUUUAGUAACUUAGUUCAAUAGUGCAAGAAAAAACCUACAAACUUGAUUGUUACAUUUUUUUCUCAAUUCUAAUAUUUCUAAAUGUUUUUUGUAGAUUUAUGGUGGGAGAAUUAUGGUGCCGGCACACCUAAUCUUCAAAAGAUAGCUAUCCGUGUUUUGUCUCAGCCAUGCAGUGCUUCUGGGUGUGAACGAAAUUGGAGUGUCUUUGAAAGCAUUCACACAAAGAAGAGAAAUAGAUUGUCACAAAAGCGGCUCAAUGAUCUAGUAUUUGUUCGGUACAACCUUCGCCUUCGAGUUAGACAGGUGGAGGGUGUUUCACAUGAGGCCAUUGACUUGGAUGAAAUUGAUCCAUAUGGUAAUUGGACCAUGAAUGAACAAAAUGAUGGUGAUGAUGUCCUCCUUACCGAAGAAGAAAUUGCAGAAAUAGAGAGAGGAGCAGCACAAGAUGCAGAAGGAGCAAGAUUGGAUGAAGAUGAGGACGAAGAUGAGGAUGAUGAUGAGGACUAUGACUUUGAAGAAGAAUCAUCUCACCAUUUAGAUACCACAACAUCCACUGCUACUACUUCUAGCUCAAGGCCUGAAAAAUUGAGCUAUAUUAGGAAAAAUACAAAGAGGAAGAUGUAGUCUUCUCUUUGGUUUGUUCAUUCACAUUGCUGUUUUUGACAUUUGCAGUUGGACUUGGACAUAUCAUUAUAUGUAAUUUUGUGAACAUUUAUAUACUUAUGCUGCCAUUAUAGUAUUAUACAUUUUAGAGUUGAAACUUGAAACUUGAAUAUGCUGCCAUGAAUGAUGAAAUUUCAAAUAUUGCGUGUUUGUACUUU
This is a messenger RNA of Cryptomeria japonica (Japanese cedar), 3556 nucleotides long. RefSeq lists its product as uncharacterized. The record is from RefSeq and is a predicted model, not a curated record. Bases 786 to 2261 code for a protein of 491 amino acids. Gene Ontology annotation, molecular function: protein dimerization activity; DNA binding. NCBI's taxonomy places the organism in Eukaryota, Viridiplantae, Streptophyta, Pinopsida, Cupressales, Cupressaceae. The transcript has 2 exons.